Scheffersomyces stipitis CBS 6054 is the source of this 1739-nucleotide messenger RNA. RefSeq names its product chaperonin-containing T-complex subunit (gene CCT7). The transcript has a single exon. The record is from RefSeq and is a predicted model, not a curated record. Lineage: Eukaryota; Fungi; Ascomycota; Pichiomycetes; Serinales; Debaryomycetaceae. Gene Ontology annotation, biological process: protein folding. The coding region runs from base 63 to 1691 and encodes 542 amino acids. Gene Ontology annotation, cellular component: chaperonin-containing T-complex. Gene Ontology annotation, molecular function: ATP-dependent protein folding chaperone; ATP binding; ATP hydrolysis activity.
AUUUUUGUUUGACUAGUGCAGUUUACGACUACGUAAUAGUAUAUAUACUCACAUAAGCAUAAAUGUCGUUCACAAGUCAAACUCCCACAAUUGUCGUCCUUAAAGAAGGAACCGAUACUUCUCAGGGUAAAGGUGCCAUCAUUUCCAACAUCAAUGCCUGCCUUGCUAUCCAAGACACCUUGAGACCAACGUUAGGUCCAUUCGGCUCCGACAUCCUCAUUGUAUCUUCCAACGGUAAAACUACCAUCUCGAAUGAUGGUGCCACCAUUUUGAAACUUUUGGAUAUCGUCCAUCCAGCAGCUAAGAUGCUAGUUGAUAUAUCACGUGCCCAAGACGCUGAAGUAGGUGAUGGAACAACAUCUGUAACAAUCUUGGCUGGAGAGUUGCUCAAAGAAGCCAAAUCAUUCAUAGAAGAUGGUGUGUCCUCGCAUUUGAUCACCAAAGGUUUGAGAAAAGCCUGUGAGUUGGCCGUAGAAAAAAUCAACGAGCUUGCUGUGGAUGUAAAGAGAGAAAAUGAUGAGCAGUUCCGUCAGUUGUUGGAAAAGUGUGCCACAACUGCCAUGUCUUCCAAGUUGAUUAGUAAUAAUUCGACUUUCUUCACCAAGAUGGUCGUGGAUGCUGUUUUGAGUUUAGAUCAAGAAGACUUGGAUGAGAAGUUGAUUGGAAUUAAGAAGGUUCCAGGUGGAAGCAUGGAGGACUCUCUUUUUGUAGACGGUGUAGCCUUCAAAAAGACCUUCUCGUAUGCUGGCUUUGAACAACAACCUAAAAAGUUCAGCAACCCCAAGAUUGUCAACUUGAACGUAGAGUUGGAGUUGAAGGCCGAGAAAGACAAUGCUGAAGUACGUGUCCAAGAAGUCAAGGAUUACCAAGCUAUUGUAGAUGCCGAAUGGCAGAUCAUAUUCAACAAGUUGGAAGCCAUAGCUGCCACUGGUGCCAACAUAGUUUUGUCCAAGUUGCCUAUUGGUGAUUUGGCUACCCAAUUCUUUGCUGACAGAAACAUAUUCUGUGCUGGAAGAGUUUCUAGUGAAGACAUGGGCAGAGUGAUCAAGGCGGUAGGAGGUAACAUCCAGUCGACCUGUUCCAACAUUUUGCCAGAAGACUUGGGUACCUGUGAAAGAUUUGAAGAAGUUCAGAUCGGUUCCGAGAGAUUCAAUAUUUUCCAGGGUUGUCCUCAAACCAAGACAUGUACAUUAGUAUUAAGAGGAGGAGCCGAGCAGGUCAUUGCUGAGGUGGAGAGAUCCUUACACGAUGCCAUUAUGAUUGUCAAGAGAGCCGUCAGCCACAGCAGUGUCGUUGCUGGAGGUGGUGCCAUCGAGAUGGAGUUGUCUAAAUACUUAAGGGACUACGCCAAAACCGUUCCAGGAAAACAACAGUUGAUUAUCGCCGCUUUUGCCAAAGCUUUGGAAAUCAUUCCUAGACAGUUGUGUGAAAAUGCAGGGUUAGAUGGCAUUGAGCUCUUGAACAAGCUCAGAAGUGCCCACGCUAAGGGCGAAAUCUGGUACGGAAUAGAUUUCCAGAAGGAGUCUGUAGGGAACAACAUGAAGAGUUUCAUAUGGGAGCCAGCAUUGGUCAAAUUGAAUGCGAUUCAAUCUGCUACUGAGGCCGCCACGUUGUUGUUGUCUGUAGACGAGACCAUCUCCAAUAACUCCGACGAAGGAGCUGCUGGUGGCAGAGGUAGAGGUGCUUACUGAGGGAAUACUAGGUAGACUUGUAUAGACAAAGAAAAUACCCGAUGUAGG